AUGUUCUCCCAACAAACAGCUGCCCAUCUUGAUCUCCAAGCACGCAGACUCAAUUAUAACGACACCUUCAAUCCCCAACCGCUCUGCAGCUUCGCCUCAAAGCCUAAAUCCACUCUUAUCAAAGUGACUCGCACCGAAAAACGCAACGAUCGAAACCAUACCGGCCUCGCUGACGGGACUGCUACUGCUGAAGACCACCUCCCUCGAUAUUUCGCCAAAUCUGGCCAUCCCGACGCUGAUCCCACUGCCAUCAAGAAGCAAGGUGGUGGCAAGGGCAACUGGGGCAAGCCUGGUGCCGAAAUGGACGAUUAUGGCUACAAGUUCGCCAACUCCCGUCGUCGCUCCAACAGCAGCACUCAGGCUCUAGGGGACUUCAAGACCAAGUUCGAGGCGGUUGAUCAGGAUCCAGUCUUCGAGGAGGAGGUUCAUGGACCGACCCGCACCAACACCGAGGAUAGCAACACACUUGAAAAGGAAGAAAGCACCGAUACCAGCACCGUUGCCGGAAGCGUUGAGGAGGAAGAAGGAGCAAAGAAAAUUUGA
Molecule: messenger RNA, 543 nt
Organism: Endocarpon pusillum Z07020
Lineage: Eukaryota; Fungi; Ascomycota; Eurotiomycetes; Verrucariales; Verrucariaceae
Exons: 4
Coding region: 1-543 (180 amino acids)
Source: RefSeq, a predicted model, not a curated record